GCCUCUGCUGUGCAGCCAAUAGGUUUUCACAUCGUGGCAGGAACUCAGAGGAAAGAGUAAAGUGGCCCCUCCUGAAAAACGUGAGGAGGACGAGGAGCGCCACAUGCUCUUUAUUGAGAGGUGCCAUCAGAGGGGAAUUGAUCUCUUCUGCCUGGGCACUUGGUGCUGGACAGCAAUGAGAGAGGAGAAAUGAUAAGCCAUGAUGAUGAUGCUGUAGAGAGACACAGCCUGAGAGCGCCUGAAGAGACAGAAGCUGCCCAAAGAGGCAAAAAACCCCUGGACUGGCAUUUUUCCAAAAGAAGGACAGGGAAUCACCAUAAUUAUCAGGGUAGAGGAAUCACAUCUAAGCGUACCAUCUUAAUUGCAUGCAUUAUUAUCCUCCUCUUCCUCAUCACCAUCAUUGCUCUUGCUGUCCAGAGAGGGGGGAAAUCCAACCAGACUUCCCCUGAAGUGAAUAACUGUGCUGUUUUGGGACCAGUGUGCCCAGCUGGCUGGGUUGGCUAUGAAGGGAAGUGUUACUUUUUCUCAGAAGAAGAAAGAAACUGGACAUCUGCCCAGAGCUUUUGUAUUUCCCAGGGCUCUUCUCUGGCUGCAAUUCAGAGUGAGCUGGAAAAGGUGUUCACGCUCCGGUUCAAGGGCGAAGCUGACCAUUGGAUUGGCCUCCGGAAGGACUUCAAUGAUACCUGGAUAUGGGCAGAUGGGUCAGAAUACUCUAACACGUUGGUAGUGAAAGGAAGUGAAAACUGUGCCUAUCUAAGCAAGGAGUUUGCCAUUGCCUCCCGUUGCCACAUACCGAUAAAGUGGAUCUGCAGUCACCCUGAUGCGUAUAUGAGGAAUGAAAACUCUACAGCAGGAAAAGUCAUAUGCCAAGAGGAAUUAUGGUAAGUCCCAGGGAUAUUGUUAUUAGAGUUCCGAACAGGACCAAAUUUCUUUGCAAAGAACCCUGAGGACACGAGUGCACCAUGUGUGCAGCAUGUGUAAAUUUCAGUUUGGUAUUAUCUAGAUUCAAGGCUUUUUAAAAUUGUAUUUAUGUAUCAUAAAUUUUUUAAAAAUUAGCAAAACGGUUUUUUUGGUAAAAGAUCUUUUAAGAAGUUGUGUAAAUGCCUUUUUAUUUUUUAUUUUUAUCUGCAUUUUUUAUACAAAAGCAGAAAAGAAAAACAAUCUAUCCCACAUCCCCUUCCCUCCACCCCUCAGUUGUACAACUUUGAUAUCAAUCUCAACAUACAAAUAAAUGUCUGAUAACUUCCCUUCCACCCUUUUCUUGGUUUCUUUACCUUUCUGCUAAAUAGCGUAUUCCAAAUUUUUAAUCUUCAACAUUCCUUUUUUGUUAAAUGCUGUUAAUUCUGUUGAUUUCUAUUCUGCUGGAUUUAUUCAAGACCUGCUGGGUUAUUUACUUGUUGUUGUUUAGUCAUUUUGUUGUGUCCGACUCUUCGUGACCCCAUGGACCACAGCACUGCCAGGCACUUGUUACUUAUUUAUACUGGUUCUUAAAAUAUUCAAUAAACGUUUUCCAAUCCUCCUUA
Molecule: messenger RNA, 1523 nt
Organism: Podarcis raffonei (Aeolian wall lizard)
Lineage: Eukaryota; Metazoa; Chordata; Lepidosauria; Squamata; Lacertidae
Product: C-type lectin domain family 2 member B-like
Exons: 7
Coding region: 190-885 (231 amino acids)
Source: RefSeq, a predicted model, not a curated record